AUGACGACCACAAUCUUUCCCAAGCCUGAAAAGGCUCCAAAACUGCCAGGCUUGGAACUAGACAGGUCUAGCAACGAAGCCCCCCAGCUUCCUCGACACCUACACAUGGCCGCGGCUGUUACGCCCUCUCCGACUUCUUCGCCUGUGGCUCAGAAACCCGAAAAACAAUAUCGCACCAUGACCCAACAGGAGUGGGUACAGUUCUGCCACGGGGUUGGGGUGAUGAAGGACAAUGAGAGUACGACAGUCAUCCGUCCGACUGCUUGGUACUGGCCACCGAGAGGAUUUCCAGAUGGCCUUUAUCAAGAUGUUCUUUGGGAAAAGGCCAAAUUCACUUACUCGUUCCACAUUAUCUCGACCAUUGUCUGGAUAUUGAUGAUACUCCAACUCGCCCUCAAUGCAGUCCUUACGGCCGUCGGCUCUUCAUCGUCAAACGAUAGUGUUGUCAUUACUACUAUUGCAGGCGUCAACACACUUGUCUCUGGAAUCCUUGCCCUUAUGCACAAUUCUGGGCUGCCGGACCGAUACCGUUCGAAUCGAAACGAAUUCGCCAAAAUCGAGGACUAUCUCAAGGAGAUUGUUGACACGCGGCUUGUGCCUGUCGAAGACUCCAUAGUGGAGGUCAUGGCACAUUGCUUUGAUAAGUUUGCAAGCGCCCGGCAGUCUGUGCAGGACAAUAUACCGGCUUCCUACGUGCCGGCUGCACCGACUGCAUCAUCCAAGGGCGUUCCCAUUGCAUCCAAGCCUGCAGCGACUGAUGUGAAGCACUGA
Pestalotiopsis fici W106-1 is the source of this 771-nucleotide messenger RNA. RefSeq lists its product as uncharacterized. The record is from RefSeq and is a predicted model, not a curated record. Lineage: Eukaryota; Fungi; Ascomycota; Sordariomycetes; Amphisphaeriales; Sporocadaceae. The transcript has 3 exons. Bases 1 to 771 code for a protein of 256 amino acids.